CAAUCAACUCGGGGCAGCAGACGCACCCAUCGGGCUCAUCACUGUCGAGAGUCUUCAGGUUUCGAUGUAAAUGAAAGCCUGGGCGAUCGGCUGCCCGCUUUUCUUAUUUGGUUGAAGAAAAUAGAGCCGCGAGUUUGGUUUGAUUAAAUUACCACCUUUGCCAUGGAGAGGAGAACUUCUACACUGGCCCUGCUUUGUGUGGUGUGGUCAGUUGCUGCUGCCAUCCAGGUUGACAUCCCCAAAGAUCAGUAUGAGUUUGCCAGAGGAGACAACGUCACACUGCCCUGCACAUUUACAAGCGCUCUACCCAGUCCAAAACUGAUCGUUAUCACAUGGUCUGCUGGUGAAGCCGAGGUUCUGAUCUACUAUCAUCCCAAUGGAGACAUAGACAAUCAAUUAGAAGGCCGGGCGUCUCUGGAUGUAAAUGUUAAUGGUGGAACUGGGAAAGCUGACCUUAACCUUUACUCUGUCACAUCGGCAGACAACAACAAAUAUAAGUGUCAUAUAAAUAUCCCCAAAGACGACAAAGGCAAAAAUACUGACACAGCAACAUUGACUGUUCUAGUGGCUCCAUCUACACCCAUCUGCAAGAUUCAGGGUACAGCAACGUACGGCCAAAACAUCAACCUCACCUGUGUUUCUGAGGAAGGGUCUCCUCCUCCAACUUACAAGUGGAACAGUUAUGAUGUCCUAAACAAUCCUCGCGCUAAUGACCCCAGAACCACUGAUAAGGGAGGCGUCCUGUCUCUGUACAACAUCACCAAAGAGACCUCUGGAUUCUACAUCUGCACCUCACAAAACAAGAUUCGCUCAGCUUCCUGCAACCUCACACUCUCAGUCUUACCACCAACCAUGAACAUCGCUGCAACUGCAGCAAUCAUUGGAGUAGUCAUUGUAGCUUUGGUCAUACUGAUCAUUAUUAUCUACUGCUGUUGCUGCCGAAAGAAGGACAACGAGAAGGAGAAUUAUGCCCUGGCACCAGUUGGUGACGAAGAGUCUGUUCGAAAAGGGGAGGGUAGCAAAGGUAUUGAAGAGAAGAGCAGACAAUAUGAUGAUACCAGUGUGACCAAAGCAGCUAAUCCACGUGAUAACUACGAGGAGAGGAGUGAACGCAACUACGACCGCCGAAGCGACUAUGACGACCGGCGCAGCGACUAUAACGACCGCCGCAAAGACUACGAUGACCGACGCAGCGACUACGAUGACCGACGCAGCGACUACGAUGACCGACGCAGCGACUACAAUGAUAGGCGCAGCGACUAUAACGACCGGCGCAGUGACUACGAUGACCGUCGCAGCAAACCCAGUGACCGCAAUGAGCGCUAUGAUGGUGACCGCCGCUAUGAUGAUGACCGCCGCUAUGAUGAUGACCGCCGCUAUGAUGAUCGCAGAGACCCCCGCUAUGAAGAUGACCGCAACAGACCUUAGAGAAGCUGGACUAGAAUGACGAGGGUAAUCCAGCUAAUGUGUGUUAAAUCACAGAUUUGUUUAACAGUUUUACAUGUUUUUGGUUUUUUUAACCCAAAUGCAAAAGUUAUUCCCCAUUGGAAUUUUUCCUGAGAUUUUAAAACAUGAUAUUGACUCUUUUGAUUGUUCAGUUAUCAAUUAUACGAGAAGAGGAAAUAGACCAGAACAUCUUGUUGCCAUAUACGAACGAAGUGUUUUCCAAUCUGUUUUGAGAUGAUUGCUGAGCUCAUUAUACGAGUUACUACUCAGUGCAACGCUGGUGAAAAGCAUUGUGCUAUAAAAAGGCACUAUGUACCUUCAAAAUGCAUAAUACUGCCCCUUUAAAUGCAGCCAAAUAUUAGUUACAUUUGUAUGCAAAAUCCAGAUAAUAAACACUUCAGGAGGUGGACAACAUUUCACAUAUCCACCACACAAAAUAUAUAUUUUUAGGAUUCCUGCAUAUUAUUUAAAGUGCCGAACAACUUCCUCAUAUGUGUCGAGCUAAUUAUAGUAAAUGGUAGGCUUCACGGGAUUUUAUGUCAAAUAUCAGGUGUACUUUGAAAAAUUAUCCUCCUUAGAAGUGAAAAUGUAAAUAUUUUAAGUAUAUAAGACUGUUUCAGUUUUUACAUUCAGUUACAUUUUAAGUUGUUUUUGUUGGAUCACAUUCCAGUCAGAGAUUUUGUUUUGUACAAAUACAAAGGCUGUUAUGAAAUGGUGCCAAAUGUGUGGAAGGUGAUCUAUGCAAUUAGAUUAGUUGGUAUUUUAGCGUGUUUUUCUUUUUUGAAUACUUUUUCAUUUUAUUUUUUUUUAUAGUGCCUUUAAACAUCUGCUUCUGCUGGGUAUAAAAGCUGUAGUUAUUUAAAAGACUGCCUCCUCGGCAGAGAUGAAGUCUUUUAUCUUGGUGCUUUUUUUAUGCUUACUUGGUUUAUUUUGCACAAGGCUAAUAGUGUAUCACUGCAUAUAAAUGUAUUAAUUCAACCAUCUAAUUUUCUUUUUUUUAACCAUAAUAUCAUUAAAAUGGAGCUUUCUCUUAUGCUGGUCGUUGGUCUAAUAAUGCUCGUCCUGUUUUCUUUCUGUUACAGUAAACCUUGAUUACAAAUAAAACUCAAUGUACAAAAAUAAUUUCAAUCUGAAUGUGUGAUGUACAUUUUUAAAUGCACCGUGCUGUUCUGUUUUGCUGUUUACAUUUAUUAAAGAUUUCUCUUGAAAAAU
Xiphophorus maculatus (southern platyfish) is the source of this 2658-nucleotide messenger RNA. Its product is annotated as cell surface A33 antigen. Gene Ontology annotation, cellular component: plasma membrane. The transcript has 7 exons. Lineage: Eukaryota; Metazoa; Chordata; Actinopteri; Cyprinodontiformes; Poeciliidae. The record is from RefSeq and is a predicted model, not a curated record. The coding region runs from base 163 to 1428 and encodes 421 amino acids.